AUGAAAAUAGUGUUAUUUCUUUCGUUCUUUUUAUUCUCCUAUGUUAGAACCUGCACUUCCCUAGACAGUUUAGCAGUGAGUCAAUCCAUCCAAGAUGGUCAAACUUUAGUUUCAGUAGAUGGAACUUUUGAAGUGGGUUUCUUCACACCUGGAAAUUCAGCAAGUCGAUAUUUGGGUGUGUGGUACAGAAAUUUAUCACCUUUAACUGUGGUGUGGGUAGCCAACAGGGAAACACCACUCCAGAAUAAUUCAGGAGUCUUGAAACUCAAUGAAGAUGGGGUUCUUGUGCUUCUCAAUAGCACAAACAGCACUGUUUGGUCGUCAAAGAUAUCAAAGGAAACAGUGAAUAAUCCAAUUGUUCAGCUCCUGGACUCGGGAAAUCUUGUCUUGAAAAAUGGAAAGGAUACUAAGGAGGACCAGAUCUUGUGGCAAAGUUUUGAUUAUCCAUGUGAUACAUUAUUGCCAGGAAUGAAGCUUGGAUGGAACUUAGUAACUGGUCUAGACAGGUUUUUAACAUCAUGGAAAAGUGCAGAUGAUCCAGCUAGGGGAGAGUUUUCUGUGCAUAUUAACAUUGGAGGAUAUCCACAACUAGUUUUUAUGAAGGGAUCUGUUAUAAAAUCUAGAAUUGGAUCAUGGAAUGGCCUUGGUUUUACUGGAUACCCAAUUCAACCAUUGAUAGGAAAACAAAGGUUUAUAUUUGUCGUGAAUGCUGAAGAAGUGUAUCAUCAAUAUGAAGUCCUUGAUAGCACGUUUGUCUCUAUAUAUACAUUGAGCCCUUCAGGCCUUUUGCGGAGUUUAGCUUGGACAAGUAAAACAAGUGAUCAGAAAGUUAUUGAAACUGGUCUAGACUCGUGUGAUAUUUAUGCUAUGUGUGGUGCAAAUUCUAUAUGCAAUAUGAAUGGUAAUGUUCCGAAAUGUGAAUGCCUUGGAGGAUAUGUUCCUAACUUUCCUGAACAAUGGAAUAUAUCAUUUUGGGCUGGGGGUUGUGUUUCAAGGAACAACUCUACUUGUAAAAACAGAAACAGUAGCACUGAUGGCUUCUGGAAAUACAAACAGUUGAAAAUUCCAGACACGUCUUCAUCUUGGUAUAGUACGACCAUGAACCUUGAGGAAUGCCACAAGUCAUGUCUGAAAAACUGUUCAUGCACAGCAUAUGCAAAUUUGGAUGUCCGUAAUGGAGGAAGUGGCUGUCUACUUUGGUUUCAUGAUCUGGUUGACACGAGGAUUUUCUCUCAAUGGGGACAAGACCUUUAUAUAAGAGUCCCUGCAUCAGAACAAGAUCAGGUUGCGGAUAAUGGCCACGGAUAUACACAGAAGAAGAUGGUUGGAAUCACAAUUGGAUGGAUUAUUUUUGGAUUCAUUACAUGUGUCUCCAUGCUGAUACUUAGAAAGCGAGGUAAAUUCUGUAUUCGAUUAUUUCAAUGGCGGCAAGAAUAUUUUAGAUUGAGGAAGGAUGACAUGGAUCUGCCAACAUUUGAUUUGUCAAUCAUUGCAAAAGCCACUAAUAACUUUUCUAGCAGAAAUAAACUGGGUGAAGGUGGAUUUGGACCAGUAUAUAAGGGUACACUGAUAGAUGGGCAAGAGGUAGCAGUAAAACGGCACUCAAAGAAGUCUGAUCAAGGAUUGGAGGAGUUCAAAAAUGAAGUUGCAUUGAUUGCAAAACUUCAGCAUCGUAAUCUUGUGAAGCUUCUUGGUUGCUGCAUUGAAGGAGAGGAAAAAAUGUUGAUCUAUGAAUACAUGCCCAAUAAGAGCUUAGACUACUUCAUCUUUGAUGAAACUAGAAGAAAGCUCUUUGCCUGGCUUCAGCGUUUCCACAUAAUUGGUGGUGUUGCUCGAGGGCUUCUCUAUCUUCAUGAAGACUCUAGACUGAGAAUUAUUCACAGAGAUUUGAAAACCAGCAAUAUCUUACUAGAUGCCCAUAUGAACCCAAAAAUCUCAGACUUUGGCCUGGCUCGUACUUUUGGGGAAGAUCAAAUUCAAGCUAAAACAAAAAAACUGGUUGGAACAUAUGGUUACAUGCCUCCAGAAUAUGCCGUACAUGGUCAUUACUCCGUGAAAUCAGAUGUCUUCAGCUUUGGUGUAAUAGUACUGGAGAUAAUCAGUGGAAAAAAGAAUAGAGGAUUUUCUGACCCAGAACAUUCUCUUAAUCUACUUGGACAUGCAUGGAGACUCUGGACUGAAGACAGGCCAUUGGAACUUAUAGACAAACAUUUACGCCAAAGAUGCAUUUUAUCUGAAGUCUUAAGAUGCAUACAUGUGGGUUUGUUAUGCACACAACAAAAACCAGUAGACAGGCCAGACAUGUCCUCUGUCAUUCUUAUGCUGAAUGGUGAAAAAUUAUUGCCCCAGCCAAAUCCUCCUGGAUUUUAUACUGGAAGGAGUUUACCUGAAUCAAUAUCUUUAAAUGAGAUGUCCCUUACAAUUUUUGAAGCUAGAUAGAAUAUGAAGACUAAAGCAAAUGCAGUGUUUACUUGAUCAGGAAAGUAAAUGAUGUAGUUUCCAAUACAUAAUGUUGUUGUGAAAUUUUAACAGACAGAAACUGUAUAUAGCUUUAUCUUAUUUGUCUUCUGACAUAUUACUUACUAGAUCCUGUAUA
Gastrolobium bilobum is the source of this 2596-nucleotide messenger RNA. RefSeq names its product G-type lectin S-receptor-like serine/threonine-protein kinase At4g27290. NCBI's taxonomy places the organism in Eukaryota, Viridiplantae, Streptophyta, Magnoliopsida, Fabales, Fabaceae. The transcript has 8 exons. Gene Ontology annotation, molecular function: ATP binding; protein serine/threonine kinase activity. Bases 1 to 2439 code for a protein of 812 amino acids. Gene Ontology annotation, biological process: recognition of pollen; protein phosphorylation. The record is from RefSeq and is a predicted model, not a curated record.